This is a messenger RNA of Rhizoctonia solani, 582 nucleotides long. RefSeq lists its product as uncharacterized. The record is from RefSeq and is a predicted model, not a curated record. The transcript is spliced from 3 exons. The coding region runs from base 1 to 582 and encodes 193 amino acids. Lineage: Eukaryota; Fungi; Basidiomycota; Agaricomycetes; Cantharellales; Ceratobasidiaceae.
AUGUCUCGCGUUACCUUUCCACAAGGACGAGUGUACCGCCCCAAGCGUUCUGGUAGUCCUCCCCUGUGGGGGUACUACGAGUACCAGACGUCGGCGUCUGAACACUCUGAAUGCGAUAGCUGCUCCGAGUCCGAGUCGGAAGAGGAGAGCGAAGAAGAGGUCAAUAGGAGCGAGAGCGGGGCAAGUGGCAGUGGCGCAGGGAGUGAGCGGGAUGAUGAACACGAACAGGCACAGCGCCUGAAGGAGAAGGGCAAACAGCCGGAAGACAUCCGGCGCAAGCAGCGGAGAGAGCCCAAGCACCGAAGGCCCAGAGAGCCUGUUUAUCGUCCCAUCUUGACUAUACGCCGCAGCGAGGGUUUUGUCUGGAACCAGGACCUCUUUUUGCCAUCAUACAUCCGCGAUCGAUAUGUGGCCACUUCUCCCAACUCGAGCUCAUUCCAUUCUGGUUCCGGAAACACCUCCACCUGCGACUCGUCCUUUUCGGGAAUGGACUUUGAAAUCGAGUGCGUCGACAUUCACGUCGAUGGCAAAGGUAUUCUCAGUGGCCUCGACUCGACCACGACUACCAAAGAGCGCGAGUGA